CGCCGCCGCCGCCGCGCCCCCGCUCGCCCUGUGCUGCCCGCGCCGCGGGACGCGCCGCCCGAGGGACACGCUCGCCGCGCCCGGCUCCGCGCAGCUCCCGGCGGCGUGGGCGAAAACGCGCUCCGGCCCCGCGCACUGAGACUUUUGUCCCUUAGCGUUUGACCCUGAGUACCAAAGAAAUGGUGAUGGAGAAGCCAAGUCCCCUGCUCGUAGGGCGGGAGUUUGUGAGACAGUACUACACCCUGCUGAACAAAGCUCCUGACUUCUUGCACAGGUUUUAUGGCAGGAAUUCUUCUUAUGUUCAUGGAGGACUGGAUGCCAGUGGGAAACCACAAGAAGCAGUGUAUGGUCAAGCUGAGAUCCACAAGAAGGUGAUGUCUCUGCAGUUCAGUGAGUGCCACACCAAGAUCCGCCACGUGGAUGCCCACGCCACUCUGAGCGAUGGGGUGGUCGUGCAGGUCAUGGGAGAGCUGUCCAACAACGGGCAGCCUAUGAGGAAGUUCAUGCAGACUUUUGUGCUUGCUCCAGAAGGAUCUGUUCCAAACAAGUUCUAUGUCCAUAAUGAUAUCUUCAGGUACGAAGAUGAAGUAUUUGGGGAUUCAGAAGGAGAGCUCGAUGAAGAAUCUGAGGAAGAGGUGGAAGAAGAGCAGGAGGAAAGACAACCUUCACCUGAACCUGUGCAAGAGAAUGCAAGCAGUACUUAUUAUGAAAACCACCCUGUAACCAAUGGGAUAGAGGAGGCACUGGAAGAAUCUUCUCAUGAACCUGAGCCAGAAUUGGAAUCUGAAACAAAAGCUGAGGAGCUGAAAGCUGAAGUGGAAGAAAAGACCCUUGAGGAGCUAGAAGAGAAAUCUCCAUCUCCACCUCCUGUAGAACCUGUUUCGCUACCGCAAGAACCACCAAAGGCUUUCUCUUGGGCUUCAGUGACCAGUAAAAACCUGCCUCCUAGUGGUACUGUUUCUUCCUCUGGAAUUCCACCCCAUGUUAAAGCACCAGUCUCACAGCCAAGAGUGGAAACUAAACCUGAAGCUCAGUCUCAGCCUCCUCGCGUUCGUGAGCAGCGUCCCAGGGAAAGACCGGGUUUUCCACCACGAGGACCUCGGCCAGGAAGGGGAGACAUGGAGCAGAACGAGUCGGAUAAUCGUCGGAUAAUUCGCUAUCCAGACAGCCACCAGCUCUUUGUUGGGAACUUGCCACAUGACAUUGAUGAGAGUGAACUGAAAGAGUUCUUCAUGAGCUUUGGAAAUGUGGUAGAACUUCGCAUAAAUACGAAGGGAGUGGGAGGAAAACUGCCUAAUUUUGGUUUCGUGGUGUUUGAUGAUUCUGAGCCGGUCCAGCGAAUUUUAGUUGCAAAACCCAUAAUGUUCCGCGGGGAGGUGCGCCUGAACGUGGAGGAGAAGAAAACCAGAGCCGCUCGUGAGCGGGAGACGCGCGGCGGCGGCGACGAGCGCAGGGAUAUCCGCCGCAAUGAGAGAGGCCCGGGCGGGCCCCGCGGAAUUGUGGGCGGUGGCAUGAUGCGGGACCGGGACGGAAGAGGACCUCCUCCGCGGGGUGGCAUGGCACAAAAACUUGGCUCUGGACGAGGAACCGGGCAGAUGGAAGGCCGUUUCACUGGACAGCGUCGCUGAAAUCUCCACUGUGGGCAGACAGUCUUGGCAGUGGUACAUUAUCCAUCGUGUUUGCAUUCUUGUUAAUUUUUUUUUUAGCUUUGGAAUGUGACACAGCCCUUCUGAUCGUUUCUUUGAUGUGAAAACAUCCUUUGGUUUCCAGUUUAAAUUGAGGUGGACGUUUUUUCCCCAGUUUCACAACAGGAGUCACACUCUUAAUUUAUAAAUGUAUACGUGGAGAAUUGAAGACUAAAAAAUAAAGAAAAAAGAAAAAGAAACAAAAGAAAAGACUGGUUAACUAUCUGCAACGGAAGUUGAACUAAAGGACAUGCCCAGUAGAAUUCAGGUCCUUUCGGUCAAAAACCCUCUGCUGCACAUUUUGUGUGUUACCGUUUCUGCCUACUACCGUUGGAAACACAAAUAGUGCAAUUUGUGCAAUUGGAGAAGCUUGCCUUUUUUUUUUCCUUCUUAGAACACUCGGCUCCAAACAAACUCGUGUUUACGCACUCAUCAAAAUGCACUAAUGGGUCCUCUGAACUCAUUUAUACUGACAGCUGCAGGAGGCAUCGGAGGGAAAACCUUCAUCCUCUUACUCAGACAGAAUAGCUUGGGGAACGAUGCGGGCAUCUGCUCUGCUUGCUGUGACCAACCUCUGUACACACACAAACCUUAAUAAGACUACACCUUUGUUCCAGAAGGAAUCCAGUUAGCUGUAACCAGAACCCAGAGUUUCCAAGUCGUAGCCCUGAGUAUGCAACAAGUUUGAUAGCUCACGUCAGAUUUUUCUAUCUGCCCCUCUUCAGUGCAGGGAUGGCUGCUCAACACACUCCUCCUUCCCCUUCCCCCUUCGAGAAGCGUUGUACAGUGAAACUUGUCUUGACUGUAUUUGAGUUCUCUGGUAAUGUAAUAAGCAUGAUGGUGCCUUCUAUGAAUACAUCAUUCCAGUCUUGCUGGUGAUUUUGUACAGUAUAGUGUAUGAAGUACUGUGCUGCAAAGCCAAGCGGCUGCAAAGCAUUUGAAUAAUUGGAAAAUUGUAUUAAAAAAAAUUGCAGUAUCUUUCAAUGAGUAAACGUUGCUAAAAUGA
Haemorhous mexicanus (house finch) is the source of this 2691-nucleotide messenger RNA. RefSeq names its product G3BP stress granule assembly factor 2 (gene G3BP2). NCBI's taxonomy places the organism in Eukaryota, Metazoa, Chordata, Aves, Passeriformes, Fringillidae. The coding region runs from base 180 to 1628 and encodes 482 amino acids. Gene Ontology annotation, molecular function: mRNA binding. Gene Ontology annotation, cellular component: cytosol; ribonucleoprotein complex. The transcript is spliced from 12 exons. The record is from RefSeq and is a predicted model, not a curated record.